AUGAAACGCGGCGGCGCGGUAGCCCGCCCGGGCCAGUCAGCCUCGCGUCCCGCGCUGGCCGCCCGUGUGCCGAGCGAGGAGAGCCUCGCCCAACGCGCCAAGCCGCUCAAGCCGAGUUGGAUCGUGCUUCGCCGCACCGGAUCGUAUCGUGUCGUGUUGCGCUGCCGCGUGGCUUAUUGUGCAGCCGAAAUUUCAGCGCGCACCGCUUAA
Messenger RNA from Parnassius apollo (apollo), 210 nucleotides. NCBI's taxonomy places the organism in Eukaryota, Metazoa, Arthropoda, Insecta, Lepidoptera, Papilionidae. The record is from the annotation of a GenBank genome assembly.